AUGACUAGGGGAUUCGCAACCAUCUCGCCCGAGUGCGAGACCGUCUUUGAUGAGGUCAAAGAGACCGACAACCUUGAUUACGUCAUUUAUGAAGCUUCCGCACACGACAAGAAGAUCACCGUCAACAAAUCCGGCAAAUACAAGGAAUACUCAGAGCUCCUUGCCAACUUCAAGGAUGACACUCCUCGAUAUGCCGUCGUCGACUUCAAGUACGAUUCUCCCUCUGGCGAUGGUCAGCGACACAAGCUCGUCUUCAUCACGUGGGUCCCGGAGGGCGCGAGCAUUCAUGACAAGUCAUACUACACCACCAACAAGGACCACCUAUUCCGGGCGCUCUUAGACAUUAGUAUCCAUGUGCAGGCACACACCCAGGCGGAGCUGGCUCACGCAGCAAUUAUGAGCCAAUUCAAGGUCCUCUGA
This is a messenger RNA of Penicillium waksmanii, 420 nucleotides long. Its product is annotated as actin-binding ADF family protein. The coding region runs from base 1 to 420 and encodes 139 amino acids. Lineage: Eukaryota; Fungi; Ascomycota; Eurotiomycetes; Eurotiales; Aspergillaceae. The record is from RefSeq and is a predicted model, not a curated record. The transcript is spliced from 3 exons. Gene Ontology annotation, cellular component: actin cortical patch; cytoplasm; actin cytoskeleton. Gene Ontology annotation, biological process: actin filament severing; actin filament depolymerization; cell motility. Gene Ontology annotation, molecular function: actin filament binding.